GGAGGCGGCGAGCCGGCAGCGGCCGCAGACCCCAAGUUCGAGUGGGUGGAGAAUGCCGGUAAUUACGUGCUUCGCCUGGCCCUCCCGGGAUUCAGGAAGGACCACUUCCGUGUGCAGGUCGACGGUGCCGGCAGGCUCACCGUCCGCGGCGCCAGGCCUGGCACUGGCACAGCAGCCGGACAGAGCUCGUUCAACAAGGUCUUCCAGCUGCCCUCUGCUGCCAGCCUAGACGACAUCACCGGCAGGUUUGAGGCCGGCGUGCUCACGCUCACCGUGCCCAAGCGCGCCUCCGCUGCCCCAAUGCCGACAAGCAUCGAGGACAUUAAGAGAAAGCAGCCCAGUGCGGCGAAGGAGAACAAGCCCAAGGAAGACGAUAUCGGCAACAAGGAGGAUGCUUCGAAGAAGAAGGCCAUGGAUGAGGUCACGAAGAAGACUCAGCAACCACCAAUGAAGCAAGAGGAAGAGGCCAGCAAAGGCAAGCAAGAGCAGCAGAAGCCAGCGCCGGCACAGGUGGAGAAGGAAGAAGUGAAGCCCAAGGCACCUCAGGCAGCAACGGCGCCACCACAGAAGCCGGCGCCAGUGAAAAAAGAAGAAGAAAUGAAGCCAAAGGCAUCUCAGGAGGCAGCUGCAUCACCACCCGAGAAGCCAGCACCGGCGCCCGAGGCUGCCAGCGGCGCCAACAAGCCCAAGGCGGCAGUGGCCGCCCCUGAGAGCCUGGCGGAGAGGGUAAGGCGGCGCCGCGAGGAAGAGGGUGCAAGUGCUGCCACGAUGGCGGCAGCCAAGCGAGCGAAAACAGAUGAGGAGAAGAAGGCGUUAGCAGCGUGCAUCAGCUGGAAGGAGCGCGUGCAGGGGGAGCUGAAGGUGCUGACGGACAUGAAGUGGGCGGACCAAAUGGUGGAGUCCGCGAAGAAGAACAAGGAAGUGGUGGUUGUCAGCAUCGCCGCCUUCUCGCUUGGGCUCCUCGUCUCCCAGAAACUCUUCAGGAAGUGAAGCUGUAAAUGUACAGGGAAAGAUGUAACUAAAGUGUGUACAUAUUGACACAACAAUCAUGUAAAGCUAGUAUUUGUGUAAUUAAAGUGGGUACAAUGAGACAAGUAACAUCAAUCAAUAUAUCAUGCCAAUAUCUGGUACAA
This is a messenger RNA of Lolium rigidum, 1133 nucleotides long. Its product is annotated as eukaryotic translation initiation factor 5B-like. The transcript has a single exon. NCBI's taxonomy places the organism in Eukaryota, Viridiplantae, Streptophyta, Magnoliopsida, Poales, Poaceae. The annotation marks the transcript as partial. The record is from RefSeq and is a predicted model, not a curated record.